AACAGUUCGUGACAUCCGCCAUUUUUUAUAAUCUUGUUCCUCGUUAUAAAUGUAGUUUACGAAGUUCUCAUAUGUUGUGUUAUUUAUUUGAAGAAAGCUCCCUAAUGGCUGUAAUAUAUCAUAUGUGUUUUUAAAGUACAACAGAAUCAUCAGUUAAAGAGCAGGAGUCAAACAGAGUUACUGAAGAAAUGACUGGAAAGAAAGUGUCCCCGAACAACAUCACUCAGAACGGAUUGAGCACAAGGCAGUCGGAAAAAGAGAUGGGUCGAAAUGGACAUGCGUGUGGCGAUAAGACCGUAGACCAACUCCCCUCACACGUGAACAAUGGACAACUUUCCGGAGAGACGAGUUCUCCUGUACCGGAACUGACGUCACGUGCCAAGGUCAUAGUACUUGCGUCCUGUAUGUGCGUCAACUUCCUGUGUAUCGGCUUUUCCCUCGGCCUGGGAGUCGUGUUUGUCCAAAUCCUCGACGUCUUCAACACCACCCGCGCACAGACGUCCCUGAUGCAGUCGUUGUGUAUUGGAGUAAUAUUCUCAGGGUCGUUAAUAUGCGGACCGAUAGUGCACAAGCUGACCCCUGGCAACUCCAUGAUAUUGGGAGGCUUCCUGUCCAUGGUUGGAUGUGUGGGAGCUACCUUUGCCCCUAACGUGGAUGUCCUCAUCGUCACUGUUGGAUUUAUAACAGGCGCCAUCAGAGACGUGACGGGGGACUACCUACUGAUGUUUUACCUCGCUAGUGGAGUGGCCGUGGUAAUGGGUGCUGUCUUUUUCACUCUGGAGCUCUGGAUGCGGCGGCGGAAAACCAGUUACAUGGAGGAAACUAUUUCUGAGGAAACUAUUGACACCAAACUAUGAAAUGUUUAAUGUAUCGUUAUGUCCAGUUGUCGGGAUCGAGUGUGAUUUUACUGAAGGUUCAGCUCGAUUCCGGCAACAUCACGCCGGGAGACAUGAAGGGACUUCACAUAGUGUACGUCUAUGGGGACUUGGAUCCGGUCUUCACCGUGACGAAUGAAUACUGUAACUACUACCUCGGGGGUACCGUCGCCAAGAAAAUAUCGAUAGCCGGUAAUGUGUUGUUGUGACGUCACGUCGUUGAAUGUGUCUUGAAUGAAUAAAUGUCAGCGUGAUUGUG
This is a messenger RNA of Haliotis rubra (blacklip abalone), 1134 nucleotides long. Its product is annotated as monocarboxylate transporter 2-like. Lineage: Eukaryota; Metazoa; Mollusca; Gastropoda; Lepetellida; Haliotidae. The transcript is spliced from 4 exons. The record is from RefSeq and is a predicted model, not a curated record. Gene Ontology annotation, molecular function: monocarboxylic acid transmembrane transporter activity. The coding region runs from base 189 to 857 and encodes 222 amino acids.